GAGGCGCUGAGGCGCUGGCGGAGGCUGCAGCUACCUCCGCGCUCGCUCGACUCUCUAGGACGUGUCUGGCUCCCCGAGUCGGGGGCGGCUCCCUUCCGCCUCGGAGCUGAGCUGCCCGGCCUUCGACGACUGCAGGCAGACCACUGCCCUCCAGGAACGAUGGGCAUUGCUCGACCCAGCUGGGACUCUGCCAGGCUCCAGCACUCAGCCUAAGGAAGGGCCCUCUUCCAGCCCUGCUCUUCCUGCCUGUCAUGGCCACACUCAGCUGCUGCCCGCUCAUCUGGGGAUGUAGGGAACCCAGCCCCAGCCCUGAGAGGUUAAGCCAGGCCCUCUGGCUCCAUUCCACAGGGGCACUCCGGGCACCAGGCCCCUUUCGGAGCAAGAGCAACUGAUGGCACGGGAGAAGCCCUUGCCCACCUGUCCACUCACCUGGCACUGCCUGCUCUAAGACCCAUGCACUGGGUCCCCCUGGAGGUGCCAACCCUGUGAACCCCUCCCCAUCCCCCCAACGCUGAGAAGGCCUUGUCCCCCCCCACCAUGUGUGAGGUGAUGCCCACAAUCAACGAGGGGGACCCCCUGGGGCCCCCCCAUGGCGCCGAUGCUGACGCCAACUUUGAGCAGCUGAUGGUGAACAUGCUGGAUGAGCGGGAGAAGUUGCUGGAGUCCCUUCGGGAGAGUCAGGAGACCUUGGCAGCCACGCAGAGCCGGCUCCAAGAUGCCCUGCAUGAGCGGGACCAGCUCCAGCGCCACCUGAACUCUGCCCUCCCCCAGGAAUUUGCCACCUUAACCCGGGAGCUGAGCAUGUGUCGGGAGCAACUUCUAGAAAGGGAGGAAGAGAUAUCAGAGCUGAAAGCAGAGCGGAAUAACACAAGGUUGCUUCUGGAACAUCUGGAGUGCCUGGUGUCCCGCCAUGAGCGGUCGCUGCGGAUGACUGUGGUCAAGCGCCAGGCCCAGUCACCUUCAGGGGUCUCCAGUGAGGUGGAGGUGCUGAAGGCUCUCAAGUCACUGUUUGAGCACCACAAGGCCCUGGAUGAAAAGGUGCGGGAGCGGCUCCGAGCAGCCCUGGAGCGCGUUACCACCUUGGAAGAGCAGCUGGCGGGGGCCCACCAGCAGGUGUCUGCCCUGCAGCAGGGAGCAGGGGUUCGGGAUGGAGCGGCAGAAGAGGAGGGGGCCGUGGAACUGGGACCAAAGCGCCUGCGAAAGGAUGACACGGGCCGGGUAGAGGAACUACAGGAGCUCCUGGAGAAGCAGAACUUUGAGUUGAGCCAGGCCCGGGAGCGACUGGUCACUCUGACAGCAACCGUGACUGAGCUGGAGGAGGACCUGGGCACGGCCCGCCGGGACCUCAUCAAGUCAGAGGAGCUAAGCAGCAAGCACCAGCGGGACCUCCGGGAGGCUCUGGCCCAGAAAGAGGACAUGGAGGAGAGAAUCACGACACUAGAGAAGCGCUACCUGGCUGCUCAGCGUGAGGCCACAUCCAUCCAUGACCUCAAUGACAAACUGGAGAACGAGCUGGCCAAUAAGGAGUCCCUGCACCGUCAGUGUGAGGAGAAGGCCCGACACCUGCAGGAGCUACUGGAGGUGGCGGAGCAGAAGCUGCAGCAGACCAUGCGCAAGGCCGAGACACUGCCGGAGGUGGAGGCUGAGCUGGCUCAGAGAAUCGCGGCCCUCACCAAGGCUGAAGAAAGGCAUGGCAACAUUGAGGAACACCUGCGGCAGCUGGAGGGGCAGCUGGAGGAGAAGAACCAGGAGCUGGCAAGGGUGCGCCAGCGGGAGAAGAUGAAUGAGGACCACAACAAGCGGCUGUCGGACACCGUGGACCGGCUGCUUAGCGAGUCCAACGAGCGCCUGCAGCUGCACCUCAAGGAGCGAAUGGCGGCCCUGGAGGAGAAGAAUACGUUGAUCCAGGAGCUGGAGAGCUCCCAGCGGCAGAUCGAGGAGCAGCACCAUCACAAGGGCCGCCUGUCUGAAGAGAUUGAGAAGCUGCGCCAAGAGGUGGACCAGCUGAAGGGUCGAGGGGGGCCGUUUGUGGAUGGCGUCCACUCCAGGUCACAUAUGGGCAGCGCAGCAGACGUGCGGUUCUCCUUGAGCACAGCCACCCACGCACCCUCGGGUCUGCAUCGCCGCUACUCGGCACUGCGGGAGGAGUCUGCCAAGGGCUGGGAGCCCUCUCCACUGCCUGGGGUGCUGGCCCCCACAGCCACCCCUGCCUUUGACAGUGACCCUGAGAUCUCCGACGUGGAUGAGGACGAGCCAGGGGUUCUGGUGAGCUCCGUGGAUGUUGUCUCCCCCAGUGGCCACUCGGAUGCCCAGACCCUGGCCAUGAUGCUGCAGGAGCAGCUGGAUGCCAUCAACGAAGAGAUCAGGAUGAUCCAGGAAGAGAAAGAGUCCACCGAGCUCCGUGCCGAGGAGAUUGAGACCCGCGUGACCAGCGGCAGCAUGGAGGCCUUAAACCUGACCCAGCUGCGCAAGCGCGGUUCCAUCCCCACCUCUCUGACCGCCUUGUCCCUGGCCAGCGCGUCCCCUCCGCUCAGCGGCCGCUCCACACCUAAGCUCACCUCCCGCAGUGCAGCCCAGGACCUGGACCGCAUGGGGGUCAUGACCUUGCCCAGUGACUUAAGAAAGCAUAGGAGGAAGCUGCUGUCGCCAGUGUCUCGGGAAGAGAACCGGGAGGAUAAAGCCACCAUAAAAUGUGAGACUUCUCCUCCUUCCUCACCCAGGACGCUGCGGCUAGAGAAGCUUGGCCACCCAGCCCUGAGCCAGGAAGAAGGCAAAAGUGCUUUGGAGGAUCAGGGCAGCAACCCCAGCAGCAGCAACAGCAGCCAGGACUCCUUGCACAAGGGUGCCAAGCGCAAGGGCAUCAAGUCAUCCAUCGGCCGUCUGUUCGGGAAGAAGGAGAAGGGCCGGCUCAUCCAGCUGAGCCGAGAUGGAGCCACGGGCCAUGUUAUGCUGAUAGACUCUGAGCUUGGUCUGCAGGAGCCCAUGGUGCCUGCCAAGCUGGGGACCCAGGCAGAGAAGGACCGGCGACUGAAGAAGAAACACCAGCUGCUUGAAGAUGCUCGCAGGAAAGGAAUGCCCUUUGCCCAGUGGGAUGGCCCUACUGUGGUCUCCUGGCUGGAGCUCUGGGUGGGGAUGCCUGCCUGGUACGUGGCAGCCUGCCGGGCCAACGUCAAGAGUGGGGCCAUCAUGUCGGCCCUGUCGGACACAGAGAUCCAGCGUGAGAUUGGCAUCAGCAACGCCCUGCACCGGCUCAAGCUCCGGCUGGCCAUCCAGGAGAUGGUGUCGCUGACCAGCCCCUCCGCCCCGCCCACCUCCAGGACUUCUUCUGGAAAUGUCUGGGUCACCCAUGAAGAGAUGGAAACUCUGACAACACCCACUAAAACAGACAGUGAGGAGGGCAGCUGGGCUCAGACCCUGGCCUAUGGGGACAUGAACCACGAGUGGAUCGGGAACGAAUGGCUGCCCAGCCUGGGGCUCCCCCAGUACCGCAGCUACUUCAUGGAGUGCCUGGUGGACGCGCGCAUGCUGGACCACCUCACCAAGAAGGACCUGCGGGUCCAUCUGAAGAUGGUGGACAGCUUUCACCGAACCAGUCUUCAGUAUGGCAUCAUGUGUCUGAAGAGGCUGAAUUAUGACCGAAAGGAGCUGGAGAAAAGGCGGGAGGAAAGCCAGCAUGAGAUCAAGGAUGUGCUGGUCUGGACCAACGACCAGGUGGUUCACUGGGUCCAGUCCAUUGGGCUCCGGGAAUAUGCGGGAAAUCUCCAGGAGAGCGGUGUGCACGGUGCCCUGCUGGCCCUGGAUGAGAACUUUGACCACAACACGCUGGCCCUGGUCCUCCAGAUCCCCACACAGAACACGCAGGCACGCCAGGUGAUGGAAAGAGAGUUCAACAACCUGCUGGCCUUGGGCACAGACCGGAAACUGGAUGAUGUGAGUACUUGGUUGUGA
Molecule: messenger RNA, 3948 nt
Organism: Suricata suricatta (meerkat)
Lineage: Eukaryota; Metazoa; Chordata; Mammalia; Carnivora; Herpestidae
Gene: PPFIA4
Product: PTPRF interacting protein alpha 4
Exons: 28
Coding region: 538-3948 (1136 amino acids)
Biological process (GO): synapse organization
Cellular component (GO): presynaptic active zone
Molecular function (GO): protein binding
Source: RefSeq, a predicted model, not a curated record